Messenger RNA from Tribolium castaneum (red flour beetle), 816 nucleotides. Its product is annotated as tetra-peptide repeat homeobox protein 1. NCBI's taxonomy places the organism in Eukaryota, Metazoa, Arthropoda, Insecta, Coleoptera, Tenebrionidae. The transcript has 2 exons. Bases 134 to 730 code for a protein of 198 amino acids. The record is from RefSeq and is a predicted model, not a curated record.
AACAGGACAAUCCGUUUAUUGCAAGACUGAUCUAGUGGGGGUUUGUUAUGGAUUGCUAUAUAUCGGCAAACUUGAACAUUCCAGUUAGUUAUCACACCCUGUUGUUAUUCUAUUCUUACUGUGUUUCAACACCAUGAGAGCUUUGGUCUGCUUAUGCCUCAUCAUAGGCGCAGCCUGGGCUGAAAAAGCGGUUCCGGUUAAAGGAAAAGCUGUGGGAAAACGAGGCGUGUUAGGGUUGGGCAUCCACGACGGAAUUGACGGCGGUUUGGGCUUGAACGGCCUUGGCGGUGUUGGUCUUGGAGGCGUUGGGCUGGACGGAGCCGUCGCCGUGGCCGCCCCCGCCAUCCACCUGGGCACCUCCACCCACACCCACACGACCAUCACCCGGAAUCUGGGGGUGCCAGUCCCCGUGCCGCACCCAGUGCCCGUGGACCGACCGGUCCCUUAUCCCGUAGGAGUUCCGGUUGAGGUUCCGGUGGAUCGGCCGUAUCCCGUUCCGGUGCCCAAACCCUACCCCGUCACCGUGGAGAGAACCGUCGCCGUUCCCGUUGACCGUCCCGUUGCCGUUCCCGUUCCGCAGCCCGUUCAUGUGCCGGUGGUCAAACACGUUGGAGUUCCGGUGCCACAGCCUUAUGCUGUUCCGGUAGCCAAACCCGUUGCCGUUCCCGUUGCACAUCCCGUUCCGGUUGCUGUAGCUAAGCCCGUUCUCGUCUCGAAGCAUCUCUGGUGAUUGGCCCGCUUGUAGAUUAAGUACAAAUGUAAAUUAUGAUUUAUUUUUGUAAAUAAAUGCGAUUUCUAAUAAAUUUUUGGAAAUUU